UGGCGCUAAACCGACAACACUUGCGCACCUCGAUCCUCACUGACCAGAGCAUUCACGCAGAGCAGAUCCACCCGAAUAUCAAAUAUCACCAAGAGGAUGUCCCACUUUAUCGCCACCCUCCUCCUGUGCUGCGCCGCCGUUAUCCUGGGCAGCCAGCUGGCCCAGGCGGCCAUUGCUCGGGCCGACUUCAGCAAUUCCAGCCAUCCGGGAAAGUGUGUUCUGGACUCCAACACGGUGAUGUCGCCAGGGCAGGUGGGAAAGGCACCCAAUCAUCCAUGCGCCGGCGUCACCUGCAUGGAGGGCGGUCGCGUCGAGUUCAAGACCUGUGACGCCAAGGCGCCACCAAAGGGCUGCAAGCUGCGCGACUUUGUCAAUAUCAAUCGCAGUUUUCCCGAGUGCUGUGAGCGCUCCCACGAAUGCGCCAAACUCAUCUAAGCAGGGUUGACCAACUCCCUGUGUUACUGGUGCUGCUUCUCAUCCUUUUAUUUGUUUGUGUUUUUUUUGUUUUUUUUUGUUGUUUUAUUAAUUUAUUGUGUAUUCUACAACAUAACAGUUAAAAUUUAAACGCUUAGCAGUACAAUUAAAUAAUUUAAUAGAAUCAUUAACAGA
Molecule: messenger RNA, 609 nt
Organism: Drosophila obscura
Lineage: Eukaryota; Metazoa; Arthropoda; Insecta; Diptera; Drosophilidae
Exons: 2
Coding region: 97-435 (112 amino acids)
Source: RefSeq, a predicted model, not a curated record